Molecule: messenger RNA, 2487 nt
Organism: Aspergillus caelatus
Lineage: Eukaryota; Fungi; Ascomycota; Eurotiomycetes; Eurotiales; Aspergillaceae
Product: Six-hairpin glycosidase-like protein
Exons: 2
Coding region: 1-2487 (828 amino acids)
Biological process (GO): carbohydrate metabolic process
Source: RefSeq, a predicted model, not a curated record
AUGAUCCUGAGGCGAAAUAUCUUCUGCGUAAUCAGUGCCGGGCUGCUGGCCAGUCCUGUAUUCUGCGAUGAUACUUUCACCCCUGUGGGCGUGGUUGUAGGCGACCAGCCAGAACUGAGCACCAACGAUUUCGCUGCAUUUGCUCUCGAUCCACAGUCUCCUCUGGCAACUGUGGACUAUGGCGCAGAGCGUGCUGGGUAUCCCUUCUUCGUCAUUUCGUCCCUCUCCCAGCCCGUCCAACUUGAAGUGAAGUAUAGUGAAGAGUUCAACGGGCUAGACCACCCUUUCAGUGACGGUCCCUACUCGUUCUCCAAUCAGCUGGGAAACUCAUUCCGCGUUGAGACAUUCAAUAUCACCAGAACUGGGAGAGUCACGUCCUCCCUUGUGCAGGGUGGACAAAGGUGGCAGUCCAUCCGACUGUUGACCAGUGGGACUGUCACACUUUCUGAGGUUGGUUUCGACGCGACAAUCGAUACCGUGGAACCAGAGAAUCUGCCUGGACAGUUCAGCUGCGACGAUGACGUCUUAAAUGAGAUUUGGAAGCUAGGUGCCAGGGCUGCUACAGCUGCCUGCGUUGAUAAGCAGUCUCAGAAGGCAAUCUGGGAAGUCGACCCGGUCAAUGGAGUAUUUACACGAAGUGUCCGCCCCUCAGUGUCAGUGAAUGGAACAGCAUUUGCCAAUUACACACUGGAAUUUGAGACCAUGAUCGAAAAGGGUGGCAGCUGGUGGUCCGUCGCAUCGCCCAUGGCUGGUAGCGCGUACACCAUGAUGCUGACCGGCGAGCUCCCGGAGGCCAGUCGUCUGGCAAAUGUGAAUGCCACAUUAACGCCAUCCAACACCAUUUCGCUUGCCUACGGAGUUGACUUUGUCAACCAGACCACCCUCACAACAUGGGUGCUGGAUGUGUUCGAGGUGCCAUUCGCAGUGCGCGAAAACACCUGGUACAAAGUAUCCGUCUCAUUGUCACCCAGUGGCUAUCUGUCGGCCUCGUUGAACGAUAGACAAAUCUUCAACAUCUCGAAGGCCGCAUAUCCUCUGGCAACCGGGGAGUUCUCAGGGUCCUUUGGGUUUGGUGCCUACCAAGACCAUGCGGCGUACUUCAGAAACGUGAACGUCUAUGACACUGAGACUGGGUCUACCUUGUACACAAAUUCACUGACCACUGAGGAUGUUCUGGCGGAGUAUGGCACUCAGGCAAACCAGGAGAGUCUCUGCUUGGACGGCCCAAAGCGCGACCGACUAGUAUGGCUAGGCGACUUCAUCCAUACAGCGCGAAUUCUCGGUGUCAGCACAUCCAGAAUCGAUCACGCUCGGGGGACAUUGCAGUACCUGUUAGAUUCGCAGAUUGAUGAUGGCGAGCUGGCGAUCUCUCCUAACAUAGGCUACAAUAUGAAAGCCUCGCCUAAUUCAUUUGCACCAACUGGCUCCUACUACCUCUCGGACUACCAGCUCUUGGGGUUGAUUUCCUUUCAUGACUUCGUCCAGUGGAGUGGUGACCUCGCAUGGGCGAAGACGACAUGGCCGAAGUGGCAGAAGCAGAUUGACUGGAUAAUUGGUAAGGUCAAUAAUACUACCGGUCUCAUCUCCUUCAACGCCGGGGCCUUUAUAGGCCCUCAAGAUGGCGGAUCCGCCGUCGCUUGUGCAGCUGUGCAAGCGCUGACUGGCGCCGCCGAAGUGGCCACUGCGCUUGGAGAUACUAAGUCGGCUUCUCGCUACCAGCGGGUUGCGGCGUCCAUCGCGAAUGCCGUCAACAAGAAUCUCUGGAACGACCAACUGGGGGCAUACAGCUCCUCCAUUGACGAUAUUGGUAACUUCUCCGUCAGUGGCACAGCAUACUGUAUCAGCUCCGGGGUGGCAUCUUCUAAUCAGACUGCACGCUCCUUGGCUACCCUGUCAGGUCUGCGCCUGGGGCCUGGCUACAAAGACUCUUCUGAUGUCUCUGAUUCCGAUCCCACGGUGAACAUCUCGCCCAACACUAAUGGCUUCCUCCUUCCAGCUCUAUUCAAGGCCAAUGCUACAAACAUGGGUCUUCAGUUGAUCAAGAAUCUCUGGAGUGUGAUGCUUCCCCUCGAUGAGUCACAGAAUCGGACUGCGGUGGGAACAAGUUGGGAAUACGUCAACGCUCAAACACACCAACCGGGACUUAGCCUUUUCACCAGUCUAAGCCACCCUUGGGGUGGAGCGCCAACAUAUAUAUUGACCGAGUGGGCAGCAGGAUUGCGCCCUGCCCAAGGCCCCGACGGAUUCGGAUACCGCAAGUGGAUCAUUGCACCUGAAACAGGCUUCCAGAUUGGCUUGAAAAGAGCCCAGGCUAAGGUUGUUACGGCCUUUGACGGUUCACUAAGCGUUGAGUGGCAUGUGCAGGAUGGUAAGCUUCAUGCGAACAUCAUGGCGCCCACCUCAACUGAGGGACAAUUUGUGUUCCGGGGAAGGACUAUCCAGCUGUCUGGUAAGGCUUCUUAUAAUGUUUCUGUGAGUGUCUACUAG